Canariomyces notabilis is the source of this 2156-nucleotide messenger RNA. RefSeq lists its product as uncharacterized. The coding region runs from base 345 to 2156 and encodes 603 amino acids. The record is from RefSeq and is a predicted model, not a curated record. The transcript has 4 exons. NCBI's taxonomy places the organism in Eukaryota, Fungi, Ascomycota, Sordariomycetes, Sordariales, Chaetomiaceae.
GGGAGAACCGAGGCUAGCACAUGUGAUUUAUUCCACUCAAGUCAAUGCAUAUCCAAACUUGUCCCCUUUUCUGGUACUGAGACAAGCAAGUGUCGCCGACUGUAUUGCACGCCUGGACCGUCAUCAGUUGACGAUAUAUCUUGCGCAUCGGCGGCAGACCAACGCGACGCGUGUGCAUGAUUCAGCACGAACACUGCAUCAGGCCAAUCUUACUGCCAACACCACCAACGCGACGUGGCUGGGAGAAUCAUCGAGACUGCAGUUCCCCUUUCAACGCAUCCAUCGACCACAACCACAUCCUGCCCUUGCAACCUCCUAAUAGUUCAAGAGACCAGUUCAUUUAAAUGGCUUCGCCCGCCGGGCCCUCGAGCUCCAGGAGCCCGGCUGCCAGCAGCGCCCCAGCGGUCACAGCCAAGUCGACGUCAGAUCCCAUUCUCCGCAACGCCCUCCGAUACACCAUAUCCGCACGAGAGUAUGCGCUGCUCCACAAGUACGUCAUCUCGCGGUCGCGAGUGCUCAAGAAACGCGCGCCGACGGUGGACGCGAUGCAGCGGAUCAUGGACGGCGCACCCCAGGCCAGGGGCCGCGCGCAGUCUAUGAGCAAGGGGGACAAACGAAGAACGAAAGGCAAAGUAGCGGAGGAGGAUAAAGUGUCUGGCAUGAGCGGCGCUGAUGACUACAAUGCUCGUGCGGUCCGGCAUUCGAUCCGCGUCUUCAUUGCGACGGGCGCGCUGAUGAAGCUUUGGGACGUGGUAUCGGCGAGACUGAUGGGGAAGAAGGAUGAUCCCGCAUCAAAGACAAAAAAGAAGCAGCCUCUGCAUAAAUCGCCCACACUCCGACUCUCCCUGUCUCUUAGCACAAUCCUGCUGCUGUACCGGAUUCUCUUCCGCUUCUUCACGCGCCUGCGCGCCCACCUUCUCGAUCCGUCGGCAGCACCUUUUCGGAUGCGCAACCCGAGAACGGCCAGCACGCUAACGUCGCCAUAUGCCCCUGCCGUGGGCGCCUCGUUGGCCGGCCUGGCAUUGGGCGUGUAUCCCAGCCGCCAGCUGCGCGUGUCCAUCGCGAUAUACAUGCUGUUCCGCGCGCUCGAAUUCGGAUGGAACUGUGCCGAGGAAAACGGCAUGGUGUGGGGGUGGGAGAAGGGCGCCAACGGCAAGCCCGACAGAAAGCGGUCCCGCCCGUCGUGGUGGGGCAGCUGGAUGAUGCAGCCGUUUGCCUUUGGACAGCUGUUCCAUGCGCUGGUGUUUGAUCGGGAGUGUUUUCCAUCGAUGUAUGGCAACCUCAUCUUCAAGAACUCCAGCACAUACCUGCAGCCUAGGCCGGAGUUCUUCCCCUCAUACCUCCGAUGGCCCCAGGCCAGCGAGAUUGUCGACAGCCUCGCGCAAAUGGCGCGUCUCAACUGGCCACCGUUCAUCUCCCCAAUCCUAUUCCCCAACAAAGAGGACAUACUCCCCGCGUCGCUAUCCACCAUCUCCCCACUAACUUCCCCGGCGCACCCGCUCAUCACCUCCCUGUCGUGCGCCGCCCUGCACCCGGACGACCCUUCCUGCUCCCGCACCUUCCUCACCUUCUGGCUCCGCUCGUUCCCGCAGUUCACGCGCUUCCUCCUGGUCGUCUACUCGGCAACCCUCCUCCUGCCCCGCCUCAGCCAGCUCUACCAUUUCCCGCUGUCAACCCUCCACCGGCUCGUUGCAACCGCCUUGCGCAUGUCGGCGUUUCUCACGGGCUCGCUCGCCACGGCCUGGUCGUCGAUCUGCUUCUUUCAGACCUGGUUCCCGCGCGCUUUCUUGCCCCAGGGCAGGUUCUGGCUUGGCGGGUUCCUGGCCGGCUGGUGGGCCGUGCUCAUGCAGGGGCGGCCGGGGAGCAGGAGCGUGUUUUUGGCUAGCGCAAAGGUCAGCGUGGAGAGUUUGUGGAAGGUGGGCGUCAAGAGACGCUGGUGGAGGGCUAUGCGCGGCGGGGAUGUCUGGGUGUUUGUGGCGGCGCUGAUGGUUACGGGCAUGGUGUACGAGCGUGAUGCGAAAGCGGUUCGCGAGCAAGGGUGGCGGAAGGGGAUUAGUUGGGUCAGGGGUGAGGGGUGGCGCGAUUGGGGCGCGGAUUGUGAUGAGCUGGAGGAGGACGAUGGGGAGGAGGGGGAGGGGAGGGUCAAGGAGGAGUGA